This is a messenger RNA of Solanum stenotomum, 780 nucleotides long. RefSeq names its product receptor-like protein EIX1. Gene Ontology annotation, molecular function: protein binding. The transcript has 5 exons. The coding region runs from base 1 to 780 and encodes 259 amino acids. NCBI's taxonomy places the organism in Eukaryota, Viridiplantae, Streptophyta, Magnoliopsida, Solanales, Solanaceae. The record is from RefSeq and is a predicted model, not a curated record.
AUGGGCAAUGCUUCUUCCUUGCUGACUCAAUAUCACAUUGAAGAAGUUCAAGAACACUGCAAUCACAUAUUUUCACAGCAGGAGAUUCUAUCAUUGUACCAGAGGUUUUGUCAACUGGAUAUAAAUAGUUGUGGCUUUGUCUCUGGAGAAGAGUUUCUUUCAAAAGAAGCAUACCACUCUGGUAAACUGAACAAAUCCAAUCUUUCAGAUAUGAAAGGUUCGAUACUGGACCUUUUAGCAAAUGGAUUAUCAGGGGAAAUUCCACACUGCAACAAUUUUACCUUAUUGUAUCAGGAUGAUAGUUCUGGUGAGCCAAUGGGAUUUAAUAUCCAAGUUGGCGGUAUAUCUAAAGAGAUAGCUGAGAUGAGAAGAUUGCAGUCUCUGAACUUUUCAAGAAAUGUUCUGAAUGGAAGUGUCAUUGAAGGAAUUGGUCAAAUGAAGAUGUUGGAGUCUCUUGACUUAUCAAGAAACAAUCUUUCUGGUGUGAUCCCUCAAGGUCUUGCUAAUUUGACUUUUCUUAGUGUGUUGGACUUGUCGAACAACCACUUAUCCGGGAGAAUUCCAUCAAGCACUCAAUUGCAAUGUUUUGAUAGACCAUCCUAUAGUUAUAAUGCUCAACUCUAUGGUCCUCCUCUUCAAGAGUGUCCCGGAUAUUCUCCUCCUAAACCUCAUAUCGAUCAUGGCAGCAACACCAAUCCACAAGAACAUGACAAUGAUGAGGAGUUCCCAUAUCUGGAGUUUUAUAUAUCCAUGGUGAUAGGUUUCUUUGUCACAUUUUAG